UCUUGGCAGAGCCGGUGGCCCCGAGCGGUGGUGCGGUGAUCCACCCACCCCACCCCUGGACCAGGCGACCCCCGGAGUGGACACCGCGCCUGUGCAUCGGCCUCAGCCUCGCGCCAACCUUGUUUUCUCUCGGCGUGCUUCCCGCACUAAUAAUAAUAAUAAUAAUAAUAAUAAUAAUAAUAAUAAUAAUAAUUCUCUGCCUAUUUUCUGCAGACAUGGAAACCAGCCUAAUCGCACUACUAACAUGUGCAAAUAAGCUGAAUUCUAAGGGGUCCCAAAUUUCAAUUAUAAAUAAGGAGAGGUUUGGAAAUCUAAUGAAUUAUGAGUGUUAGAAUUCAAUUGGAAAGUGCUGCUGGGUUUUCCGCAUCGCUGUACAUGAUCUGCUUAAUAUUUUUUUUUACCCCACAAGGGGUCAGAACGUUUCCUUUGGAAACUUGAAGCGGAUUUGUAACCUAUCAUGUUUCUUGACCUUCUUAGUAGUUUUUCCUUUCUCUGGUUUGUUGGUGACAGCAUUUAUGUCUUCCCCCCGAUUCUAAGGAUCAGCUGAUGAGUUGGUUAUGAACGCAACUUAAGACCUCGCUCUAUAAACAUUCUAAUUAUAUGGAGACACAAUUUUAAUAUCCAGAGAUGAAAACCAGGACAUAAACAUGAAGUUUUUCUUUUAAAAUCAUUUCAUGUCCUAGUUUACUUGGAGGUCAACAUUUUAUCGUUUCUCUAGCAUUGUGUCACUAGGAGAUUCUCCGCUAAUAACCAUUGAUCACGUGUUGUAUUAAUUUUAGGUAAUUUAUACAAAUAUAAUGUCCAUCAUUUCCCAUCAUGAGUGAUUUACAAAUGGGAGUUUGUAAAAUAAUUUUUUUUGCAUCUGAAACGCAAAUCUCGCAUCUUAAAAUGAGUUGUAAGAUCUGCUCAAAAUUUUAAUUGUUUUCUCUAUAAUCGGUACAAGAAUAUACUACUAUAAGCAAAAGUACAAAAACGAUAUAAUUUUAUACUACCUUUUAAAUUACACUGUGGGCAAGCACAGAUUCUUAUUUACGACUUUGGUACUUCCCUCUCACAGCCGUAUCAUUUUUCAGAUUAUUGGCACAAAAACACACACACCGGGAUUUAUUCUUGCUUGUACCUCAGUAUUUUUGUCCAGUGUUACUUUUCCAAUUACCGACAUAGAAGCACCUUGUAGCAUAAAUGCAAACACUCUGACGGAUAAGUUUCUAACGCUGAGAUUAUUAACCAAAUGCCGCCUCUGUUCCUUCUAGUUCUCUGAUGACAUUCAUAGUUCUGAUGUCAUAUUUCACCUCUGAACAUGUCUGCUUCCGUCAGCAUUCUCCUUUGCGUCCUUGCUUGAUGCUUUCUGAUUCCGCAUGCAGCUAGAUGUCUCUAGGAUUUAGGAAACAGGAACCCAGGGGUAACCUUGCUCACUUCUUUAGUCAGAUACCCUCUGGGUAAAUGACAGCAGUUCGUUUGUCUGAAAAAUAAUAGUGGCGUUACUGUUUUGAACUCCUUCAAAGAGAUAAUUUGAAACCUGUGAGGUACCUUUUAAAAAAAAAGAAUAUAAAGCCAAGAAAUGCGUCAUUCCACAAACAAAGAACUGAUCCUUGGUAUCAUGGUGGGAACUGCCGGAAUCAGCUUGCUGGCCUUAUGGUACCACAAGGUCCGUAAGCCAAGGACAACAAUUCAUUUGCCUAGAUUUCUUUCUCUGGGUAAGAAAUUCGAUUCACUAACUUGGCGAGAUGAAACGCCCAGUGAACAAGGAACAUCCGUGGUCUUUCAGAGAAGGCAGCUUCAGAUACUGGAAAAGUUAAACGAAUUACUGACCAACAUGGAAGAACUUAAGGAGGAAAUCAGAUUCCUUAAAGAAACGAUUCCAAAGCUGGAGGAAUAUCUACAAGAUGAACUUGGAGGGAAGGCAGCAGGUCACAAGAUCAGUCCGCAGCACCGAGCCAGGAAAAAAAGGUUGACGACGGUUCAACGUGCAGCAACAAGUAAUAGUUCAGAGGAGGCAGAAAGUGAAGGAGGGUAUAUGACAGCUAACACUGACACAGAAGAACAGAGUUUCCCGGGCCCUAAGGCUUUUAACACGCACAUAGAGGAACUGAAGUUGGAUGUCCUCCUUCAGAAGGUAGACCUUUUACGGAUAAAUGAGUCUGACAAAGUGCAGAGUUUUGAGCUGCUUUGUGACCACAAAGAAAAGUUUAGUGAAGAGAUAGAGUUUCUGUGGCGGCUUGCCCGUGCCUAUGGAGACAUGUAUGACCAAUCUACAAAUACACAGGAAAAGAAACAUUAUGCUAAUAUUGGAAAAACGUUAGGAGAGAGGGCUAUCACUCGAGCACCCAUGAAUGGACACUGCCAUCUGUGGUAUGCAGUUUUAUGUGGUUAUGUAUCUGAGUUUGAAGGCUUGCAAAACAAAAUUAACUGUGGACAUCUAUUCAAGGAGCAUCUAGAUAUAGCCAUCCAGCUCUUACCUGAAGAACCCUUUUUGUAUUACCUCAAGGGAAGAUACUGUUAUACUGUCUCAAAACUCAGCUGGAUUGAGAAAAAAAUGGCUGCCACUCUGUUCGGGCAAAUACCAUCGUCAACGGUUCAGGAAGCUUUGCAUAACUUUCUUAAGGCUGAAGAAUUGCAACCUGGUUAUUCUGUGUCCAACUACAUGUUCGUGGCCAAGUGUUACGUUGAUCUUGAGGAAUCUCAGGAUGCUUGGAAAUUCUGCAACUUGGCAUUAUUACUGCCUAUUGUUACCAAAGAGGACAAGGACGCACACAAAGAGGUGAAAAAAAUAAUCUGUUCUUUGAAGAGUUUCAGGCGGAAAACACACAGGAAGAGUCGUGAGCACACGGACAAUGUCAAGUCAAAGAAUGUGGCCACCACGAAAGACUAGAUAGUGAAAAUAAAGCGUGCAAAACUGUAGUCCUCAAAGA
This is a messenger RNA of Peromyscus maniculatus bairdii (prairie deer mouse), 2912 nucleotides long. NCBI's taxonomy places the organism in Eukaryota, Metazoa, Chordata, Mammalia, Rodentia, Cricetidae. The record is from RefSeq and is a predicted model, not a curated record.